CGUUUCUGUUGUUACUGUCACAUCUUUGCUUCAUGUUGUUAUGCUUGUAAAACUGUUCAUCAGUGAACAGAGAAGACACAGUAAUAUAAUAUAUAAUAUAUAAUGUAUAAUAUAUAAUGUAUAAUAUAUAAUAUAAUAAUGUAUAAUGUAUAAUAUGGUAUCAUUAUAAAAUGUCUGCAGCUGUUUGGUUUGUUUUAGCAGCACAUUGAAAUGGACAUAAAGUAUUGGACACACCUUUUCUGCCUUCAUAUGAAUUACUUGAGCUGAUGAAACAGAUAUUUACUGCAUGCCAACACAACUGAUGGUGUUUUACUCUGUUUACCACGAACACUGAAAUCUUCCGUGGGUCCUUGUGACGACAUCAAACUGGCUCUGAGGGGACGUGUGAAGGAUAAAAACAAGCUAUAUUUUUGUUUGUUGUUGCAGCAUAUUAAUCUUUCCAGCAAUGGGACCAAUCUGGUCUAGCCCUUCCAAGACACCUGAACCUGAACCUGAACUUCUCAGUGACUCAUGGAGAGAAAUAAACUGGAGGGACAAACAGGGCCCCCUGGAAGUUACAACUACAGACCUCGUACUGAAGGCCAGCAGCUCAGGAUUCUUCUUCAUGGACUCUUGGGAGCUGGAAAAUCCAGUUUCAUCAACUCUGUUAGCACUGUCUUACAAGGCAACAUGAGCAGAAUAGCUUUGGUGGGUAACUCCAAUCAGGACAGUGUUACCAAAGAGUACAAAACCUACAGGAUCCAAAGAGGAAACCACAACGGCUUUUACCCUUUUGUCCUCAAUGACAUCAUGGGCUUGAAAAAUGCCACCAGGAGAAACAGAAAAGUCUAUGUGAAAGAUGUCAAACGGGCGAUGAAGGGACAUGUGAGGGAUGGUUACACGUUCAAUCCUGAACGUAAUAUAUUAAAGGGUGGACAAUUCUACAACAGAAACCCAACUGCCAACGACAAAGUGCAUGUUCUGGUUUCUGUUAUUGAUGCUAGCAAAGUAGAAAAGAUGAAAAAUGAAAUUGAGGAAACAUUGCAGGACAUCAGGGAAGAAGCCAAUGACCUGGGAAUUCCUCAAGUAGCCAUUCUCACCAAAAUUGACACAGUCUGUCCUGAAAUCCAAAAAGAUAUAAAGGAUGUCUACAAGAGCAGAACACUGAAGAAGAGGAUGGAGGAGUUCAGUGCACUGGUGGGCAUUCCUAUGUACUGCAUCUUCCCUGUGAAGAACUACCAUGAAGAACUCCAGCUCAACAAUGACAUCGACGUCCUGGUCCUGAACGCACUGACAAACAUCAUCAAGGUUGGAGAAGAAUUCCUCAACCAAAACAAUCCAGCAUAAAGGCUCACGUCCCGACCAGGGCGUUACGCUCCGCUCAUACAAACCGUCUAGUUGUACCCUCGCCUCUCGCAAAGCGAGGUCACUCUAAACUCUUCUCUGUGGUCGUCCCCAAAUGGUGGAAUGA
Messenger RNA from Larimichthys crocea (large yellow croaker), 1450 nucleotides. RefSeq names its product interferon-induced protein 44. NCBI's taxonomy places the organism in Eukaryota, Metazoa, Chordata, Actinopteri, Sciaenidae. The coding region runs from base 511 to 1326 and encodes 271 amino acids. Gene Ontology annotation, biological process: immune response. The transcript is spliced from 8 exons. The record is from RefSeq and is a predicted model, not a curated record. Gene Ontology annotation, molecular function: GTP binding.